GCAAGCCAGCCAGCAGCAAACCGAAAUUUGCGCUUGCUUGUCGUUCUUCGUUCGCCCGUCGGAUCCUCAACAUUCUUGUGAUCUAGAAAGGAUUUUUGCAAAUCAAUGUGCCAGUUUUCUUCAACCAGUCGUUAAAAAAUUGUGAAGGUUUUUUGUGUUUUGACUAUUAUCUAGUGUUUGUGCGAAUAAUUCUAUGUGAUCAUUGAAUAUUUCCGGUUUUUCAUUCUCCCGGUGAGAUUCCUCCAUUUCCAUCAUUAUCCUGUGUGGUAGUGGCUUGAAAAAUUGGCAGCGAAAUUUCAGUCAAACUAUAGAUACACAAUUCCUUGAAGGAGACGACGGACAGUCGCAGGAUCAUUGUUCCUAAAAAAUGAGAAAAACGCGGCAAGCCGCAGAAUUUACGGAACUGAAGGACUUAGUACAUCAGCUUCGUGUAUCUGAUCUGCAGCAACUACUUGGAGAAAACAAUAUCAGCCGAAGUGGGCGUAAAAGUGAACUGAUUGAACGUGUGUUGAUCUUAGUCCGACAAAAUAUUUCAGUUCUUAAGUACAAAGUACGAGACCUUCACAAAAAAGCACAAGAAGAGACAGAACUGCUGAAACAAGCAGCAGAAACCCCGGUGAUAACUACUCAGCCCAUACAACAACCUCCACCGCCUGUUCUUCCACCUGAGCCGCCUGUAAUCUCGCGCGUACCGUCGGGAAUGUAUCAACAACAGUAUGCAAAUGCAGUGCAGAAUGAUAACCGUGGCGGGCAGGUUCACGCAAACGGAAUCGUUCCCAUUCCAUAUCCAGAAGCAACCCCGAAUCCGGGCUAUCCAAUACAUCCGGAUGUAAAGCUAAAGAAGCUGGCAUUUUUCGAUGUUCUGGCAACGUUGCUAAAGCCGGCAACACUUGUGCCGAGCAAUACCACGCAGCGUAUCCAGGAGGGCUCAUUCUUCUUCCACUUGACUCCUCAGCAAGCAACUGAUAUCGCAACGAACAGGGAUAUCCGAAAUGUUAACAAAAUCGAACACACCAUUCAGGUUCAGUUGCGGUUUUGCCUGCUGGAGACUUCGUGCGAGCAGGAAGACUAUUUCCCCCCUAAUAUUGUUGUGAAGGUGAACAACAAACUGUGCCCGCUUCCGAAUCCUAUCCCAACGAACAAGCCUGGAGUUGAACCAAAGCGUCCUCCACGACCUGUAAACAUAACACCUAAUGUGAAGCUCUCGCCUCUCGUUGCAAAUCACAUUGCGGUGUCCUGGUGCACCGAGUACAAUAGAGGCUAUGCGGCGGCAUGUUAUCUGGUUCGUAAACUAACUUCUUCUCAACUUCUGCAACGCAUGAAGACAAAGGGAGUCAAACCGGCAGAUUACACACGGGCUCUGAUCAAAGAAAAGCUGAAUGAAGAUGCGGACUGUGAGAUUGCAACAACAAUGUUGAAAGUCUCUCUGGUUUGUCCGUUGGGAAAGAUGCGCAUGGCGACUCCUUGCAGAUCAUCGACAUGCUCGCAUUUGCAGUGCUUUGAUGCGUCACUGUAUCUGCAGAUGAACGAGCGCAAGCCAACCUGGAACUGCCCGGUCUGCGAUAAGGCGGCCAUCUAUGACAAUCUUGUUAUCGAUGGAUAUUUCCAAGAAGUACUCGCAUCUAACAAGUUGUCUAGCGAAGAUAAUGAAAUUCAGCUACAUAAAGAUGGAUCGUGGAGUACUCACGUUAAAAGCAACGAUUCGUGCACUUUGGAUACACCCAGCAAACCGGUUCAAAAAGUGGAGGUUGUUUCGGAUGAUAUUGAGAUAAUCACAACGGACCCUCCAAAAUCCAGUAUCAAUCAAGCCAGCGUUAUUUCCAGUAGUGAACCUUCUUCGACUACAGCUCCAUCCAGUGACACGGUGGAUCUAACGCUCAGCGAUUCCGACGAUGAUCUCCCGUUGAAGCGCAAAACAGUAACACGUACUGCUGCAGGUCCAGGGCAGGGUGGCACCAAUGUAACCACCUCGAGUGCUACCACUGCCGCUAGUGCAACAAGUUCUGCUAUGACUGUUGCUACAGCUACUGCUUCGGCGGUAUCUAAACCAAAAAUGAAUGAAGAUGCAUCGCAAUCUGUAAUAUCUCUAGAUUCUCCGUCUCCACCAUCGACGCCAAACCCACCAGCGUACAAUAGCGGGGUUUCAGCGAUGUCAAAUAAUGUUUCAUCUACCACUGCUAGUACGCCAACCAUUCCAUACCAGUUGCCGAUAAGUCCACUAGAACAAGCUAGCAAUUUACCACUCAAUCCACUUGCACUUAACAGUUUCUAUGAUUAUUUUUCCAAGAUAUGAACCAGCUGCGGAAGAUUUGCAAUCUUACAUAUACAAUCGGCUAAUUAACGAUGCGCAAGAACUUUCCUACCUAACCAGUCAAUGGAGUAUGCAAGGUUUUAUACACGGUGCAACAAAUGGCGACGAUAUGCACAAUUUGCAGCGGUAGAGUAGCGCAUGAGAGUGGACAAAAUUUUGCUGCACCAUCAGCUCUACAUAUUUUACGUGUAGAACAAGGAGCGUACAUUACAAUAGUUUUACAUUAGUUGCGUAAGCAUAAGAUGAAACAAUAGUUUUUUUUUCAUAAACGAAAUGGAACGCUAUUUGCAUUUUGUAUAUGGCACUUAUCAUGUACACAUUAAGUUAUUAAACUCGUAUAUUUGGAGUGUUUACAUGAAUGAAAAUAUUUAAACGAGUUUUCAGAAUGAUUAUAUACAAAUCAACUGUAAUAAAGGCAACAAAUAUAUAUAAAA
Aedes albopictus (Asian tiger mosquito) is the source of this 2745-nucleotide messenger RNA. It is a transcript of the gene Su(var)2-10, whose product is annotated as E3 SUMO-protein ligase PIAS3. Gene Ontology annotation, cellular component: chromatin. The coding region runs from base 368 to 2293 and encodes 641 amino acids. Gene Ontology annotation, molecular function: transcription coregulator activity; SUMO ligase activity; zinc ion binding. Gene Ontology annotation, biological process: protein sumoylation; regulation of transcription by RNA polymerase II. Lineage: Eukaryota; Metazoa; Arthropoda; Insecta; Diptera; Culicidae. The record is from RefSeq and is a predicted model, not a curated record. The transcript is spliced from 12 exons.